UUUCCGCUCUCUCUCUCUGGACUGGGAGCAGAAGGAAGCCGAGAAGGACUACGGAAAGCUUCUGGACUCUGCAAUUUCGUCCAUCAGAUUUCAGUAUUUGCAGAAUUGUUUGCUUGUAAUCAGUGAAUAGCAGAAGAAAAGCUGGAAAAAUCAGGGAGUGAAGAUGAGGAAGCGAGAUUUAGCAAUUCUGAUGCUAUCUGCUUUCGCCAUUUUCUUCUCUCUUCAGCACGAGGGUGAUUUUUCGUUCAAAGAGGCCUGGGUUCAUCUUUCCGAUGAGUAUCCAAUAAAGUACGAGGCUGAUCGUCUCCCGCCGCCAAUUGUCGCGGAUUUGAACGGCGAUGGGAAAAAGGAGGUUCUUGUGGCUACCCACGAUGCGAAAAUCCAGGUUUUGGAACCUCAUCUGAGACGCGUGGAUGAAGGGUUUAGUGAAGCGCGUGUCCUAGCAGAAGUUUCUCUUUUGCCUGACAAACUCCGCAUCGCCACAGGAAGGCGUGCUGUGGCAAUGGCUACUGGAGUUGUUGACAAGAAUUACGAUAAAAGGGAACCACGAAAGCAGGUGUUAGUUGUAGUGACAUCAGGCUGGUCCGUUAUGUGCUUCGAUCAUAACCUGAAGAAGCUGUGGGAUAUAAAUCUCCAGAAGGAUUUUCCCCAUAAUGCUCAUCAUAGGGAGAUUGCUAUCUCGAUUAGUAAUUACACAUUGAGGCAUGGAGAUGCCGGCUUGGUGAUUGUUGGUGGCCGCAUGGAGAUGCAGCCUCAUAUGCAUUUAGAUCCUUUUGAGGAGAUUGAAAUGGCGGAAAAGAUUGCUGAGGAACACAGAAGAAGUGCCACCGAAAAGGAUGCUUCUGAAAAUGCAGGGACAACUGAUUUACGACACUUUGCUUUGUAUGCAUUUGCUGGUCGAAGUGGUGAACUACGGUGGACAAGAAAGAAUGAGAAGAUUGAGGCUGAAUCAUCCGAUGCAUCACAAUUGAUUCCACAGCACAAUUACAAGCUUGAUGUCCAUGCCUUGAACACUCGUCAUCCAGGAGAGUUUGAGUGCAGGGAGUUCAGAGAAUCCAUUCUAGGAGUCAUGCCACACCAUUGGGAUCGCCGGGAAGACACAUUGUUGAAGCUGGCACAUUUCAGGCGCCACAAGAGGAAAACACUGAAGAAAUUAUCUGGCAGGUCCACCACCUAUCCAUAUCACAAGCCUGAAGAGAAACAUUCUCCUGGAAAGGACAUGAGCAAAAAAGUCUCAAACGUGAUUGAGAAGGCAGUUAAUAUUGCUAAAUCUGCAAAAACAAAGAAGCCUACACCUUAUGUACCUACCAUAACAAAUUACACUCAGCUCUGGUGGGUGCCUAAUGUUGUCGUUGCUCAUGAAAAGGAAGGGAUUGAAGCAGUUCAUUUGGCAUCUGGACGCACCCUAUGUAAGCUACAUCUUCAAGAAGGUGGCCUUCAUGCUGAUAUUAAUGGAGAUGGUGUCUUAGAUCAUGUACAGGCUGUUGGAGCAAAUGGUGCCGAACGGACUGUAGUGAGUGGAUCAAUGGAAGUGCUGCGUCCCUGUUGGGCUGUCGCAACAUCAGGCGUGCCUGUUCGGGAACAGCUUUUUAAUGCUUCAAUAUGUCAUCACUCUCCUUUUAAUUUAUUCCAACAUGGAGAGUUCUCCCGAAGCUUUAGCAGACACGCAGAUGCCAGCUCGUUGGAGGUUGCCACACCCAUUCUCAUCCCAAGAAAUGAUGGUCAUAGGCAUCGUAAGGGAAGUCAUGGCGACGUCGUCUUCCUAACAAACCGAGGGGAGGUGACAUCAUACUCUCCAGGCGUGCAUGGACACGAUGCCAUCUGGAACUGGCAGCUCUUAACAGGCGCUACAUGGUCUAACCUGCCAUCUCCAUCUGGCAUGACGGAAUCUACCACCGUCCCCACGCUCAUGGCAUUCCCAUUGCGCCAACAUGACAGCCAAGAACUAAUUCUUGCAGCAGGAGAUCAAGAAGCUGUUGUUCUAUCCCCGGGAGGAAGUUUAUUAACAACAGUUGAUCUCCCUGCACCUGCCACACACGCGUUGGUGUGCGAUGAUUUCUCAAACGACGGGUUGACAGAUCUUAUUCUCGUGACUUCUAAUGGGGUGUAUGGUUUUGUUCAGACCAGGCAACCUGGGGCCCUAUUCUUCAGCACCCUCGUCGGCUGCCUCAUAGUCGUGAUGGGAGUGUUAUUUGUCUCCCAAUACUUAAAUUCCGGCAAGGUUAAGCCUCGGGCAUCAUCACCUCCGCUAUGACAACCUUAAGAGCUUUGUAAACACCAAGGAAAACUUGCACAAUGGAGUUUCAAGCCUGGAACCUUCAACGUGUAAAGAUCGGUAGAGAAGUCGCUGUUCAGGUACGCGAAUAGGUGAAUGAAAGAGUUGCAAAAGUAUGUUCACAUAGUGGAGCUUGGUAAGCUUUCGGAUUCCUUUCUUACAUAAUAGAUUUUCACAGCUUCACUUGAAGAGCUUUCACGUGUACUGCUUGCAAGAGGUAGAUUAAUGUAUAAAGCGUGCUUUUGAUUUUGGAUGGUCUGCAACCCUCAAGUACUCCAGCAAUAGUAUCUCAACUUACGUUUCCAAUUC
Molecule: messenger RNA, 2584 nt
Organism: Sesamum indicum (sesame)
Lineage: Eukaryota; Viridiplantae; Streptophyta; Magnoliopsida; Lamiales; Pedaliaceae
Product: FG-GAP repeat-containing protein
Source: RefSeq, a predicted model, not a curated record